Molecule: messenger RNA, 692 nt
Organism: Gigantopelta aegis
Lineage: Eukaryota; Metazoa; Mollusca; Gastropoda; Neomphalida; Peltospiridae
Exons: 3
Coding region: 54-407 (117 amino acids)
Source: RefSeq, a predicted model, not a curated record
UAUUAAAACUGUGCUGUGAUACGGCAACUUAAAUAGACUUCUUGGCCAUAAAAAUGCCUUUUGAUCCGAUAAAUCUGUUCCAUACCAAGGGGGCCACGGCAUCUCCACCGAAAAGCACUUGGCAUUUUAAAAAGAACUGCGAUAUGGUGACGUUGGUGCGGUGUGCAAUCCUCAUAUGUGCAUGUCUGAGUGCUCUGGUGGGACCCCGCGUGUGUCACGCGCAGUGGGCACAAACUAAUGGAUGGGGAGGAGCAGGUGUGGGACAUGGCAAACGGGCGUUUGCUAAGAUGAGUACCUGCAAGCCAAAUCCCAGCGUAAUACAGCUCAUUUCUCUCCUAUCGAAGCUCGAAACUCAGAGGGUGCGCCUGUGCGAGAUGGAUAUCUUGAACAAGUACAGGAUCAGGUGACAAAGGGAUUCGUGGAGUCGCCGCAGACUUGGCAGAGACAACCAGGACUGGGGGGCCUCCAGGGAAACACAGCGGCCUAAGGGACACAACUGACAGUGAACCGAUCUCCACCUCGCACCAAGAAACGUCCAUUCUGAUUAGUCAAUGCUAUGAAGUCCCGUAGAAAGAGUUUUUCGGGGCCAUUUUCUGUGAAAAUCGUAUAUAAAAAAGACACUUGGUGGUCAAUUUAAGUUUUAAAAUAUUUAAUAAUAUCCUUCAAUAAAAUCUAAUUAUGAUAUUUUAAAA